This is a messenger RNA of Ananas comosus (pineapple), 1650 nucleotides long. RefSeq names its product anti-sigma-I factor RsgI6-like. The transcript is spliced from 6 exons. The record is from RefSeq and is a predicted model, not a curated record. Gene Ontology annotation, molecular function: hydrolase activity, hydrolyzing O-glycosyl compounds. NCBI's taxonomy places the organism in Eukaryota, Viridiplantae, Streptophyta, Magnoliopsida, Poales, Bromeliaceae. Bases 1 to 1650 code for a protein of 549 amino acids. Gene Ontology annotation, biological process: carbohydrate metabolic process.
AUGAUGCAUUCUCUAUCUUAUGAUUAUUCAGCAAGCAUCGAGUGCUUGGCUGAGCCACCGAAACCGCAGUACGGCGGGGGGAUCAUUAACGCCGGCCUGAGAGGAUGGUCAAACUCCGGCCUUUCAGCGGACGCUACGAGGGCCUCCGCAAGCGGCAAAACGUUCGCGGUCGUGCGCAGCAGGAGAAAACCUUAUCAGAGCGUCUCCCAGAAAGUGUACCUGCACAAAGAGAAGCUCUACACACUCUCUGCUUGGGUACGUAUCGACGAAGGAAGCGCAGUCGUCGGAGCUGUGUUUAAGACGGCAGGAGACGGCUUUGUUCACGCCGGUUUGGUCGAAGCCAAGUCGGGUUGCUGGUCCAUGCUGAAAGGAGGGCUGACUGUAAAGACUUCAGGACCGGCAGACCUAUAUUUCGAGAACAAAAAUAUAACAGUAGAAAUAUGGGUGGACAGUGUCUCCUUGCAACCGUUUACCGAAGAGCAGUGGAGAGCUCACCAAGAAGAGAGCAUCAAUAAGGUUCGCAAGAAGACGGUGAGAAUUCAAGCCAUAGAUGCCAAAGGAAACACCAUACCUGGAGCGAACAUCGCGAUCCAACAAACCAGACCGGGAUUUCCCUUCGGCUCAUCCACCAACGAGAACAUCAUCAACAAUACAGCAUACCAGAACUACUUCGCCUCCCGCUUCACCGUAACCACAUUCGAGAACGAGAUGAAGUGGUAUGCAACAGAGCACGCGCCGGGCAAAGAGGACUACUCGAAAGCCGACGCCAUGCUCGCCUUCGCUAAAAAGCACAACAUUCCGGUCAGAGCGCACAACAUCUUCUGGGAUAACGCAAAAAUCCAGAUGCCGUGGGUGCACUCUCUCAACGGAACACAGCUCUGGUACGCUACGUCGAAAAGAAUCAACUCAGUAAUGUCGAGAUACAAGGGCCAGGUCAUUGCUUGGGACGUAGUAAAUGAGAACCUCCAUUUCUCAUUCUUUGAAGAUAAACUCGGAAGAGAUGCAUCAAAUGUCUUUUACCAAGAAGCUCAUGAGCUCGACGCCGACACGAUGAUGUUCCUGAAUGAGUUUAAUACGCUCGAAUGGCCUGGAGAUCAGUUUGCGAGCCCAAGUAAGUACCUUCAGAAGCUGAGGGAGAUACAGUCAUAUCCUGGCAAUCGCGCGAACAUGGCGAUAGGGCUCGAGAGCCACUUCGGCGUACCGAACAUUCCUUUUGUGAGAUCGGCUCUUGAUGUUCUUGCAAAUGCAAAGGUGCCCAUUUGGCUUACGGAGGUGGAUGCUGCAAACGACACAGAUCAGCCAACAUAUUUGGAAGCAAUCUUGAGAGAAGCUUACGCUCACCCGGCCGUCCAAGGGAUCGUAAUGUGGACGGGCUGGCGUCCAGGACCGUGCGAGAAGAUGUGCCUGACGGACUCCAACUUCAAGAACACCCCCGCCGGCAAUGUUGUCGACAAGCUAAUUGCUGAGUGGAAGACUGGACGAGCAGUAGGCUCGACAGAUAAAAACGGCUACUUUGAAACCCAACUCUUCCACGGAGACUAUGACAUUCUCCUCAGCCAUCCAUCCGUGAACUCCUCACUGCACAGUUUGAAAGUGGAUUCUGGAACUCGGUAUGAAUUUAUGAUCCGGAUCCAAGAAUUAAGCAUUUGA